Parnassius mnemosyne (clouded apollo) is the source of this 1545-nucleotide messenger RNA. NCBI's taxonomy places the organism in Eukaryota, Metazoa, Arthropoda, Insecta, Lepidoptera, Papilionidae. The record is from the annotation of a GenBank genome assembly.
AUGGGUAGGCCUACAAAAAAUGCUGCUCGAAUGAGAAAAAGAUAUUUAGAAGAAUUUAAUGAUGAGAAAAAUAAAAGGUUGGAAGCAAAUAGAAAGAGAAUUAGAUUAACACGUUCACAGGAGAGUUUAGAUGAGCGCGAGGAAAGACUGUCGAAGAUGAGAAGCUACAUUAACGAUAGGUUAUCGCAAGAAUAUGAAGAGCAACGCGCUCAUCGUUUAGGUCUGAUCAGAGAGCGAUUUUCAAAUGAAACUGAAGACGAACAUUUGCUACGUUUGAAUGCUGCUCGUAACUGUUCUGCAAUGGUGAUACUUCACGAAACUCCCGAGGAGAGAAUUAAUCGUUUGAGCGCCAUGCGACAAGCGGCUUGGGAGCAAAGAAACCAGUUUAAUGCAGAAAAUUUUAAAAAAGCGAUUAAUCUUUAUGCUGACUUGCCGUGUUCAAUAUGCAAAAAAAGUUUGUAUCCUCAGCAACGUACGAUAUUGCAAACUACAAAUUUAGGCUCUAUUUUGCCUAAUGAAUUGGUAGCUUUAGGUAAUAUUAUUACUUGUUCACGAUGCUCAAAUAAUAUUAAAAAACAUAAUACUCCACCGCAGGCCUAUUGGAAUAAAAUGUCGGUAGCUGCAAUACCUACAGAAAUCGAUGACUUAUCGGAAAUUGAGAAACGUUUUAUUUGCAGAGUAGUGCCAUUUCUUAAAAUAAUAAAAGUUCAAAAUCGUUUGAGCCAAGACUGGUGCAAAGAGCAGGCAAUUAUUUUUGCUCAGGAUGUGGUCGAGCUAGUGGAGCAACUUCCGCUUGAACCUAAUCAAACUGGAUUAGUGUUCGUAGUAAAAAGUCGUGAAAAUGUAGAACAUUCUAGGGAGUUUCAAAUAGAUGUAGGUAAACUUCAAUUAGCAUUGCAGUGGCUCCUAAUGAAUAAUGCACUCUAUAAAGAUGUUCGUGUAUAUUUUCCUACUGUGAUCGAUAUUUCUACGAUAACACAAAUUGCUGAUGAACCUGCACAUGGUCAUGAUAGUGAAGAACCAAUUGCUGAACGGUCAACUAUACCUACAAAUAACUAUACUGCCUUGAGUAACAAUGUAUCUAUAUUACAUGGUUCUUUUCAUCAGGACAAUGAACGAUUUAGUCCAGAGUCACGUGGUCGGCAAUGCACAGGGAUCGCAACUGUUGCUAGUGUGGCAUUUUCUCUGAUCAAUCCUAAUAAUUGGUGCAAAAGCGACGUAGAUUACAUGUUAUUGCUAGGAGAUAAAUAUUAUAGAGACUGUAUUGCGGCUCGGGCUAACCCCAAUCCCGAAGAAGCACAUAUGGAAUAUUUGGCUGCAACUGAGCUUUUACCUAAUAUCACAUACAACAAUCGAAAAGUUGAUAUCAAUGUUCGUCAUGAAUCAGCAUUUAAUGGUCACGUAGAUAACGACAAUAGUGAAGAAGGAUUUCCCAAUUUGUUAAACGCUCUAAUAAAUGUAUUUAGGGAUCACAGUUAUGCCAUACUUACGCUGAAUAAUACAACUGUAGCCGUCCAUUGUAGACAAGAGCCUGAAGGUUUUUGA